Molecule: messenger RNA, 690 nt
Organism: Closterium sp. Yama58-4
Lineage: Eukaryota; Viridiplantae; Streptophyta; Zygnematophyceae; Desmidiales; Closteriaceae
Source: the annotation of a GenBank genome assembly
AUGGGGAGGGGGGAUGGGGGGAUUCAAGGGGGAGAGGGGGCGGUGGAGGAGGGGGGUGUGUUUGGCAGUAGGGAGGCGUGGGGAGGGGAGGGGAUGGUUGGCUGGGGCGAUUGGAAUGAGGGUUUUGGGGGAGAUGAUGGGGAUGGGGGGCGAGAGGAGGGGAUGAGGCACGGAGAUGAUGGUGGGAGGAAAGGUGGGGAGAAUGGGGAGAUGGAUACUUGGGGGGGUAGAGGAAAUAAGGAGGAGGACGAGGGGGGAGAGGUCCAUAGGGAAGAGGGAGUGAAUGGGGAGGAAGUAGAGGAGGAAAAGGAAGAGGGAGAAGAAGGGGAGGAAGUGGUGGAUAGGGAAGAGGGAGAAGAAGGGGAGGAAGUGGAGGAUAGGGAAGAGGGAGAAGAAGAGGAGGAAGUGGAGGAUAGGGAAGAGGGAGAAGAAGGGGAGGAAGUGGAUGAUAGGGAAGAGGGAGAAGAAGGGGAGAAAGUUGAAGAGAGGGAAGGAGAAGAAGUGAGGGAGAAGGCGGAGGAGACGGAAGAGGGACAAGGACUGAGUGAAGGAGGAGAAGGGGAGGAGUGGCAAAAGGAUUCAAUGGAGAGGAAGGCUGGGGUAGAGAUAGGGCCGUUAAGCGUUGCAGCUGGAGAGCAAAAGGAGAGAAAAGGGAUAAAAUUGACAAAAAUAUGGUGUUGCGGCGAGUAG